CGCUCGCCGCGCCGGCGCCCCCGCCCCGACCGGCCCCGCGGGUUUGGCGGCAGCUCCCUUCCCACCGCGACACGGGGCCAGCGCCCAGAGGAAGCCUCCGCCACCCGCGCGGCAACGGCCGGGCCGCACCGGACCGAACGGGACAGGAGCCACCGCCGCCCCUCGCGCGCAGGGCACCGGGCUGCCCCGCGGUCCCGGCGCUGCGCAUGCGCCCGGCGGCGGCCCGCGGCCCGUCACGGCGGCGGCGGGGCCGGUGUGAUGUCGGCGGCGCGGCGGGCGCUUCCGGGAAGAUGGCGGCCUGGAGAGCGGCGCUGGCGGUGGGCGCCCGCGCUCCCCUGCGGGGGCGGCUCGCGGCGCUGCGGGGCCCCCGGGGCCAGCGGCGGCCGCCGAGCUGGAGGGGCGCCGCCGCCGCCGCCCUGCUCGGGGGAGGCGCCUUGGCCGCGUGUCUCGGCAGCUGGCGGGGGCGGCGAGGGGCGGGCGCGCUCCCCGCGGUGCUGGCGCAGCGUAGACAGGAGCCAGCUGGAGGAGCCGGUACUGCUGGGCUCGUCCGAGGUCAAGCAGAAGGAAGAUGUUGCUAAUGAAGAAAUGGCAGAAAGACUGUCUCUUCGGAAGCAUCGCUUCAUGCAUUUUGCAUCGUUGGAAUAUGAAGGAGAAUAUUACAUGACACCGAGAGAUUUCUUGUUUUCAGUAAUGUUUGAUCAAGUUGAACGUAAAGCUUCAGCCAAGAAACUGACAAAAAAGGAGGUAGAUGCUGCACUGGCAAACGUUACAAAAGCUAAACCUGGACCGACCUUUUUUAGAGAGCUUGGUGAUAAAGGCUUGAUCUCAUAUGCAGAGUACCUGUUUUUGUUGACAAUCCUUACAAAACCACAGACUGGAUUUCAGAUUGCUUUUAAAAUGUUGGAUAUAGAUGGCAAUGAACAAGUUGAGAAGAAAGAAUUUUUUAAGCUACAGAGAAUCAUUGGGAAGCAAGAUGAUUUGAAAACAGCUGGAAAUGAGACAAUAUUCCAGGGCGCAGAACUGGAAGGCUCUGGUGUGAAUACCAUGUUGCUGGUACAUUUCUUUGGAAGAGAAGGAAAGGAAAAGCUUCACUAUUCUGAGUUUUUCAGAUUCAUGGAAAAUCUGCAAACAGAAGUACAAGAAAUGGAAUUCAUACAGUUUUCAAAGGGCUUGAACGUCAUGAGAAAAGAAGACUUUGCAGAAUGGUUGCUGUAUUUCACUGAUGAGGAAAACAAUGAAAUUUACUGGCAAAACGUGAAAGACAGAAUUCAGGCAGACGAGAAUAUCAGUUUGGAGGAAUUCAAGACUUUUUGCAAGUUUACAAACAACCUGGAAGACUUUUCUAUUGCCAUGCAGAUGUUUACAGUAGCUAAUCGUCCUGUUAAACGGGCUGAGUUCAAGAGAGCAGUGAAGGUGGCAACAGGACAGGAGCUCUCAGAUAAUGUUUUGGAUACCAUCUUCAAGAUCUUUGAUCUAGAUGGAGAUGACUGCCUCAGCCAUGGGGAGUUUCUUGGAGUCCUGAAGAACCGAAUUCAUCGAGGUUUGAGGGUACCGCAACAGCAGGGCAUCCACGGUUACUGGAAAUGUGUGAAAAGAGAAAGCAUUAAAGGAGCGAAAGAAGUCUGGAAACAAACUGGGAAAAGUCCUUUUUAAAAUAGCCCUUUGUUCCAAUACUAUAAAGGUUGUUAUUUAGGUAUUUUGUCUGUCUUGUUUACAUAAUAGCUGAAUCAUAACUGCUCAUUUUUACAAUAGCAAAACUUUAAUGAACACAAUUUCUACUGCAAUAAUUUUAUAGUGUUCUAGUGCAAUCAGUUUGCUUUACAGAACUGUGAUCACUUUUGACCUCCAUACAGAAAUACUCUUGUUCUAGGGAAGUGUUGUUUACUCCUUUGUGGAAUCUGACCCUGCACUGUAGCGUAUGGGAUACAUAGGAUGUAAUCGUGCUCACUGGCCGGUGUGCCACAGCAAUAAUCUUUCCUGUUGGAAGAGCGGACAUCAUCUCAGUCAGCCACUAACACAGCAGUUCUCUUUUCCUGGCAAGAAUAGGCGUCCAAAAGCCUAAACGACCUGCACAAUCCAUGCGAUAUCCAUGCAAUAUCCUAAAUCAAAAAGGAAAGGUCACAUGUGUCCUCAUUACUGUGAACUGCUUGUGUGCUAGUUCCUGGAGCUUGUGUGGUUGUCUGGUUUUGUCUACCUUCAUGAUGAUAAGAUUAAACUGGAAAUAUAAGACUGUUGAUAAAGGCUUUAAAAGUUAUACAUUGAUCUAUGAAUGUUCAUAGAGUUCUUCAGACCUCUUCAACAAACAGAAUAAAUUAAAAGCCAAAUUCCUCAUUCUAUCAUAAACAGUAGUAGAUACAAUUUUAGUCAUAACUAUUUUGCUUUAAUUGUAUUGCAAAAGGUAAAUGUUUAACAAAUAGUGACUUUAUCUUAAUAAAGGUGUGACAGGGAAUGCUGCGGUAUCUCAGGAACUCAAGGUUGUAACAGCAGGUGUUGGGGGCAGGGGAGAAUACAUCCAGGGAAAAAAGUAAAUAAAAAUUAUGCUUUUUACUCCAAAAUACAAAUAAUUAGACAUACGACCUUAAACAGUAAAACAAGCAACAGAUCAAAAUUAAUAUUUAGCAAUUAUAGAUGAACAUUUUUCAGCUAUAACAUAGUGUGCUUCUAUGUGUACACAGAUAGGCAUGUGACAUGUUUUCUUUUCUUAUAAUAUUAGCAACUUACAUCCCAAGGAUCAGGUCAGUCUUCCUGGAAAUGUAGGAGACUAGACUAAUUUAAAAAGCUCUCAAGGUGCUUUCUCUUUCCCCUUCCCAUUUUUCUGAUUUGGCUAGGGUAGGGUGAAAGCUUAACCUUUCAAAAGAGUUUCUUUGAUACCAGACUCAACAGAUCAUCUGGGGAAAUGUCUCAAGAAAAACAACCAAGAAGUCUCACCACUCCAAGGAAAUAUCCAUCCCUUUUAAGUAUGACACUAAGUAUGUUAUUCUCAAAGUUGUUUUGCUGUCAUUUGGGUUUUGGUGGAGGGAGGGAGCUUUGGGAAGAGGGGAACUUUCCAUGAUGUACAGAUAUCAGAACAGCCCUCAGAUGGAAGACAGGAGGGACUGCAUUAAGAAACCAUUAAGAUCCUAUCUAAAGAGUACAGAGGUUACCAGUAAUACAUUUGGUAUGUCAGUAGUCCUCAGGCCAGCCUGUGAUGAGGUGAAGUCUUCACAAGCUUCAGCGUAGUGUCCUUAUCCAAGGAAAUAGAUUAGGAAGUCAGCAAAGCAGCAGUGUGGCGUGGUUGCUGCUGCUCCCAACAAGGCCUUCUCUUGCAGCUUUAAUUUAAAUUGUGUUAAAGAGCAAAUGCUUGUAUUCUUGUGGGCUGUGGUCAUGCACCCAGAGUCAUCCACCAGAACAACAGCAUGUGCCUAUCAAGCAAGAGCUAAGUGGGUAUCAUCUGAGCCCUAUCUAGAAAAUCUCAUAGCAGUGACCACCAAAAAUUCCUCUGCUUCCCCCAAGAAACUAUCAGAAUGAAAUAAAACACAGUAUGUGCCUCUCCCUCUCAAACUGAACUCAUGGAAUUGUUGUGUGGGCAACAAGAAAUUAGAUAGCUGGUUUUGUUUUGUACCUUUGGAAGAUGCCUGUACCUUAUGGUGAUGGGAUCCGUAAGAGAUGGCUAAUGGGAGCAAGGGGGGGCAGCGGGACUGGCAGGAAAAUACCACAGCAAAAUUCACAUCACCAAAUAAUAAAAAAAGGACACAAUCAAGCAAGACACUUCUGUACUGCGAAAGUAUGUGUGUUCACCCAAUGCAUGCUUUGUUCCAUCUCUGGCUUUAAUGCGAGGGUGCCUUUUACCUAUUGCUGUUAAUAUUUUGGCAAAUCAUUUUUACUUUGGAAUGGAGAAUAUUAGCUAACAUCUUAUUCUGUGAAUUGUUAAUAGGUUUAUGAUGUUCUUUUUUGCUUCUUGGUUUCUUUCGUUUAUCAGCGACUUGCUCCCUACAAGCUGUUUGGUUUGGAAAAAUCAAUUCAUCUAGCUCUAGUGUAUCUGGAAGUUUAAUGUUUCAUUGCUCAUUUGUAUCUGGGUUUGUGCAAUUAGCAAUAUCUCGUUUUGUCAGCAAGUUAGUAAAAAAUGCAAUUUCAAGUUUUAUUCCUAAGCAAAAGGUUUUGUGUCAAGUUCAGAGGAAAAAGAAAACAGCUACACUUACUUUAAAAUGAACUUUGUGUCUGUAGUAAAAUAAGAAAUGGAAUGAUUGAUUGGGAAUUAAAUACAGUAAGAAACAUUUUCAGAAGAAGUUAUUCUGAAAGUAGAGCCAGGACGGAACACCUUUGAAGGCCGGGGAAGACUUGCCCCUCAGCUUUAAAGAAUCAGACUCUGUUUAAUUUUCAGUCGAUUCUUGUUCGUCUUCACUAAAAGGUUUUACAGAACAGUCUUAAAAUCAUUUCUCAGAUUUAAUAUCUUAGACUGAAAGAGCUGUUUACAUAAGUGUUUAUACUGGCUUUGUCUUUUAAGGAAUCCGUAGUAGUUCAGAUGUUUUAGUUCCUUUUACAGCUAAAGUAACUGUAUGGUAUUUGCAAGCUGUCUGUCAGCAUUACUCAACACAAUUUAUGUAAAUGUUUAUGCCUAGUGCCAUUCUAUCAGUAAAGCUUAAGGAUUAUGAUUUUUCUGAUGUUAGGAACCUUUCCUCUGAACAGAAAUACAUAGCAAAACUAAAUAAAACUACAUUUUGAAAAAAA
Molecule: messenger RNA, 4707 nt
Organism: Dromaius novaehollandiae (emu)
Lineage: Eukaryota; Metazoa; Chordata; Aves; Casuariiformes; Dromaiidae
Gene: MICU2
Product: mitochondrial calcium uptake 2
Exons: 13
Coding region: 259-1653 (464 amino acids)
Biological process (GO): calcium import into the mitochondrion; mitochondrial calcium ion homeostasis
Cellular component (GO): uniplex complex
Molecular function (GO): calcium ion binding
Source: RefSeq, a predicted model, not a curated record